GUUUGGAAAGAAGUGUGGAUAGCUCAAUGACAAGAAUCCCUGGCUGCUAAGCAAACUGCCUCACCCUACUUUGAGGACUUGUAAGGAGACUAUAUAAGGACAUCUUCGCCUGCUUCCACUUACUUGCCUGUCCAAGAUCUGUUGGAAUCUGCUUCUACAGAAGACCAGCUGAAACAAAUAGCUUCGUGGGACUGAGCACAACUACUAGAUUCUUGGACUUCCGUUCACAGCUGCCAAUUGUUGGGAGUACAAUAAUGGAGGAGUCGGAAUUGGAGAUUUUUAGAAGUAAGUUUGUUAGAGGCUCAUCUGUCACGAAGCAGCAUGCCUGGCGAAACCAGCACAGCGAGAAGCGUUGCUCUUCCUCCAUCAGUUCUAUAUCCCUGGACAGAAUGCCAUCGGAAAUCUUGGUGAAGAUACUUUCUUACUUGGAUGCGGUGACCUUGGUGUGCAUUGGAUGUGUGAGCAGACGCUUUUAUCAUUUGGCUGAUGACAAUCUUAUUUGGGUCAGGAAGUACGCAGCUGCAUUUAGAUCAAAAAGAUCACGUUGGAAAGCUACUUCAGUGGAGGAAACAGCCACAAGUCUGAGCUUGCUGUCAGUUUGGGAUAAAGAAGAUGGAUACUGGAAGAAAGAAUAUAUUACAAAGCAGAUCUCAUCUGUGAAAGCAGCCCUCACCAACAGCCUCAGUCCUGUCAAACGCCGCACAAGCCUUCCUUCGAAAACCAAAGAGUCCCUCAGAAUAUCUGGCUUAGGUUGGACAAUCAUCUUAAGAGAAGCCAGUGGCAAAGAACACAUCAUGCAGCAUUCGAAUCUUUCCGUAAAUGACAACUCUGUCACUGUUUUUUGGCAUGACAAAAAUUGGCCACAUGUAGACACGUUGUCCACCCUGGAUUUGUAUGGUGCCACACCAAUUUUUAUGGAGCAGUAUAAAGGCCCUAACACAAGUUGUCCACGAUGGCUGUCUUUAAUUGAAAAGUACGAUCUGAGUAAUUUACGCAAGUCUGCUAUGAUUGGCUGCGACAGACAUGUUCGGGUAUUCUGUGUAAAUCCUGGCCUCCUGGUGGGGCUGUGGCAGGAGAAUGGUGGACUAGCUUUUGUCAUGGCAAAUAUUCAUUCCCAUGGCCUUUUCGAGAGAAGCAUAAUGGGCUCAGACACUAUUCCCUAUACAUUGCCUCCCGACACUACAUUUGUGGAUAACUACCCAGACUCAAUGACCUUUUAUGGAGAUAAAGGCUUUCAGCUGCAUAUCGACAUUCAUGGCAGUAAGACUUACUUCCUGUGUAGCACCUUCCACAAUCUCUUCUGCAGGAGAGCGGGCAUUAACAAUGGAUAUGUGAAGUUCUUGAUGAUAAACUUAAAAAAUAACAGAGAACACCUACCUCUUGUUGGAAAAGUUGGCCUUGAAUGGAGAACUGACUGUUUAAAUGGCCGUAUUGAGAGUUGCAUUGUAGUGGAUAUGACCUUGCUGGAUGAGGACAAGAAGCCCAUCUGGUAUGUGAGUUCUCCAGUGUGCUUGAGAUCUGCCUGCCUUCCUGAUUUCCCGCAGCCGGCUUACUCUUUCGAGUACAUGGACAGCGUAGGAGGAGUGUGCGCAGACCUAGGGUGGUUUGAAAAUACCGAUGAAUACUUCAUUGUCAGACUGGACAUUUACCUCAGUGUAGCAAAAUUACAACAAUGGUUUGGGAGGCAAUAAAUGCUGAGUUAGCAGUAGGGAGUCUUGUUAUUAGUAAGCUGUUUGUUUUUUACAACUUUGUUUUUAUUGAAAGUUAAAAUAAAGCAUAUUUGUGGUAGUC
Molecule: messenger RNA, 1791 nt
Organism: Mus musculus (house mouse)
Lineage: Eukaryota; Metazoa; Chordata; Mammalia; Rodentia; Muridae
Gene: Fbxo15
Product: F-box protein 15
Exons: 11
Coding region: 255-1691 (478 amino acids)
Source: RefSeq, a predicted model, not a curated record